Dibothriocephalus latus is the source of this 663-nucleotide messenger RNA. The record is from the annotation of a GenBank genome assembly. Lineage: Eukaryota; Metazoa; Platyhelminthes; Cestoda; Diphyllobothriidea; Diphyllobothriidae.
AGAGCUGGCGUCCUCCUCGGUUGGGCAAACAUUCCAGUCUUUGAUGUUUGUAAAAACCUUCGCCAAGGCAAGCUGCUGGUCGGUCUUUGGGAACCAGAUGAGGCUUUAUCAAAACAUCCAGAACUUCGAUCUGCUUUUGCGCAACCCAGUCGAUCCUCAACUGGAAUUGUUGUUGAGGUUGCAUUUCCGGAAUAUAUGUUCGACUUUACCUUCCCAACCAUAGAACCAGCCGCAUUGGUUCCGCGAAAUUUUGACGAGUUGCCGCAGGACACCAGAAUCGCCGUCGAGUCGGCCGCGCAAGACAUUCUUUUGCGCCGAGAUGACAGUGAACUCCUGGACCGCAGCGCCGAUUACAAAUCCGACUUCAUUGCGUACCUGCCUCCUCUGAAGAAUCAGCUGGCUAUCAAUUUCGACAUCUUUCUGGACUGGUCUGGUUUGGCGAGUCUUUUGGUCGAAAAUGCUUGCAUGUCCAUGAAAUUCUGCAGUGCCUUGCUUUGGGAACUCCAAUCGCAGCUCGGGCUGGUUUCGGUGUACUUCCGACCAAGACUCAAACUCCUGCAUAAAACGAUCUUGUGUCUCCGUGGCGAAGCCCUCCUCUCUACCUGGCGAAUUCAGCGAAAGUUGCUGGAUGCUCUGAUGGGAACUGGUAAGUUCGUGACUUAA